AUGUUAUAAGGCAGUGCCCAUUCCAGUUAGAGUAUAGUUUAAUGGGUUUAACUUAACCUGAGUCGGGUUAAUGACGCCAUAUGCUGGAAUCGUCCAAUCAAAACUUAACCGCCAUAUUGCUGGUUGUGCGAUUCGGUCAUGUGCGAAGGACAACUUUCGCCGUGCUUUAUGACGGAGUCGACCUACUGUUCUUUCUUAUACUGUGGUCUAUCUUUGUUUGGCAUACUGGUCGUAUCACUCCCACCCAACCAAUAUCCAAAGAGUGGGUACCAUUAAAUAAGAAGAAUCCUAUCUUUGUAUUUCUUGCUAUUAUCCAAAUAUCAACAAGUUGUAAAUGUAUAACAACCAUAAACUAAAUUUUUGUCAUUUUUUAAAAUAAAAAUUGAUCUAUCAUUCUUAUUUUUAAUUGCGUAAAUUAAGCACCUGUUAUUUUUUAUAUCUAAACGGUUGUCGAAAAUAAUACCAUGACUACUGAUAUAGUGGCAGUGUUAAAAGAACCAAGAAUGAUAAAAAUAUGUGCCCCAAUGGUCAGAUAUAGCAAGCUACAAUUCAGAACACUUGUGAGACAGUAUGGAUGUGAUAUAUGUUUUACACCCAUGAUCUUGGCAGACUCAUUUGUGCAAUCAUCAAAAGCUAGGGACAAUGAAUUUACUACACACAAAAACGAUCAACCACUGAUCGUUCAAUUUGCAGCUAAUACUGUAAAUGAUUUUGUCGAUGCUUCAGUGAUGGUUGCACCAUAUUGCAACGGUGUAGACCUAAAUUGCGGUUGUCCUCAACGUUGGGCCAUGCAAGAAGGAUACGGGGCUGAUUUAUUAAAAAAACCAGAACUAGUCAAGGAUUUAGUGUAUCAAGUUAGAAAUCGUAUUCCAAGGCCAUUUACUGUAUCCGCGAAGAUACGUUUGUUGAAAGAUAUACGUCAGACAAUAUUGCUGUGUCAGACUUUAGAGAAGGCUGGCGCUUCGUUUCUAACAGUUCACGCGAGAACCCCGAAAAUGCGCAACGAACCAAUCGAUUUGGAUAGCCUCAAGUUUCUUAGAGAUCACGUUCAGCUGCCUCUCGUGGCGAACGGCGACGCGAAAAGCCUGGAAACUGCGAAAUCCUUAUUUAAAGAAUCUAGAUGCGAGGGAGUGAUGUCCGCCAGGGGUAUUUUAACCAAUCCAGCUUUAUUCUCGGGAUACUCUGUUACUCCACUCACCUGCAUUCAAGAUUGGUUGAACAUCACAUCAACCAUACCGACUGAAUUCCAAUGUUUCCAUCAUCAUUUAAUAUUUAUGUUGGAAAAGAUCUUGCCGAAGAAAGACCGAACGUUAUUUAAUAGCCUACAAAGUAAAUCGUCUGUGUUGGAAUUUUUAAAAGAUUAUUACGAUGUAAGACCAAAUACAUCUAACUCGACAGAAUUGACCAGGUGUAACUUUAGUACCUCGCACGUGCAAUGUAAAGAAAAAUAUAUUAAUUGUUGGGAGGACGAUUCAACUACCGAUUUUCUAAGAUGUAUGUUUAAUACAAAUUUGUAAAAAGGAAGUUUGUUAAUAAACUUUAAAAAAGCCCGCUGCAAAAGUCA
Messenger RNA from Solenopsis invicta (red fire ant), 1564 nucleotides. RefSeq names its product tRNA-dihydrouridine(20a/20b) synthase [NAD(P)+]-like (gene Dus4). Gene Ontology annotation, molecular function: tRNA dihydrouridine synthase activity; flavin adenine dinucleotide binding. Bases 465 to 1517 code for a protein of 350 amino acids. The record is from RefSeq and is a predicted model, not a curated record. Gene Ontology annotation, biological process: tRNA processing. The transcript is spliced from 3 exons. Lineage: Eukaryota; Metazoa; Arthropoda; Insecta; Hymenoptera; Formicidae.